Brugia malayi is the source of this 2133-nucleotide messenger RNA. It is a transcript of the gene Bma-abcf-3, whose product is annotated as ABC transporter family protein. The coding region runs from base 1 to 2133 and encodes 710 amino acids. The record is from RefSeq and is a predicted model, not a curated record. NCBI's taxonomy places the organism in Eukaryota, Metazoa, Nematoda, Chromadorea, Rhabditida, Onchocercidae. The transcript is spliced from 17 exons. Gene Ontology annotation, molecular function: ATP binding; ATP hydrolysis activity.
AUGACGAUAUCGGCUUAUCUCACAUCAACCUUUCCUGAUCUCCCGAUUGAAGUAAAAGAUUACGUUGAAGCGAUUUUAAGAGAAAAUGCUGAUGACUUGCUGUCGAAAGAAGAUGUUGUUGAGGCUGUUGGUGUGCACAUACAGAGUUCUGUAGAAGGGCUUAGCGAUGAGGCUGUUGACCUUGUGUGUGAAAAGCUUGCUUUACUGCUUCAUAAUGGAAAAAGUUUUGCUCAGCGAUCAAAUGAAAUUGGUCAACGGCGCCUCGAGCAUACUGUUGAUAUAAGUGCUCAACAUUUUGAUUCCGAGGAUGUUACAGGCAUAUGGAAAGUUAGUACUCGAGACACACCUUCACAAGUAGAUAAGAAGAAGCUUGAAAGGGCUGAAACACGGGCAUUAGAAAAGGCCACAAAACGUGAAGUUGGUGAUGGUCCAAAGAUACAAAAAAAGAGAUCAGCUGAUCUUGUAGCUACAGCUUCACAGUCAACAAGUCGUCGUGAUGGGAAAUCUGAUGCUUCUGGAGGUGGGAGUGUAAUGGAUGUACACCUUAAUAAUGUUGAUAUAUCAAUAGGGCCCAAGCAGUUACUGUGUGGCGCUGAUGUUGUUUUAACUUAUGGUAGACGUUAUGGUCUGGUUGGUCGAAAUGGAGCUGGAAAAUCUACUUUCCUGAAAAUGAUUUCUUCGAAACAGCUGAAGAUUCCCUCUAAUAUCAGCAUGUUAAGUGUUGAACAGGAAGUAGAAGGUGAUGAUACAGAAGUAAGGCAAUCUGUGCUACAGAGCGAUACGCAGAGGAUGGCACUGUUGCUCCGUGAAGAAAAUUUGCAGAAACUGCUUAAAGAAUCUCUUAGCGAUGAAGAUAAAGAGAAAUAUGGUAUGGAACUGGGGAAAAUUUACACAGAAAUGGAAGAAGCCCAAAUGGACAAAGCGCCCGCACGUGCUGCAUCAAUACUUUUUGGACUUGGUUUUACACCAGAAGAGCAGAAACAGCCCACGAAAGAAUUUUCGGGUGGUUGGCGGAUGAGAUUAGCUUUGGCAAAGGCUCUGUUCAUGAGGCCUGACUUACUUUUGUUGGAUGAACCAACAAAUAUGUUGGACAUGAGAGCAAUUAUUUGGUUGGAAAAUCACCUUCAGGAAUGGGCUUCUACAGUUGUGAUAGUUUCUCAUGAUCGCAAUUUUUUGAACACUGUUUGCACGGAUAUUAUACACUUGCAUUCAAAGAGGCUAGAUCAAUAUAAAGGUAAUUAUGCCGUUUUCGAGAAAACAAUGAAAGAGAAAUUAACGCAGCAAGAAAGAGAAUACGAAGCACAACAACAAUUCCGUCAACAUACUCAAGAAUUUAUCGAUAAAUUUCGAUAUAAUGCUAAACGAGCAUCGAUGGUGCAAAGUCGUAUCAAAAUGCUUGAAAAAUUACCAAAACUUAAACCUAUUGUUUUGGAAAGUGAAGUGAAGUUGAGCUUUCCCGACUGCGAAGUAUUAAAUAAUUUGGUACUACAGUUAGACGAUGUCUCUUUUAGGUAUACAUCAAUUUCACCGAUAAUAUUUAGUAAGCUGCAAAUUGGUUCGUAUGCAGAUUCACGCAUUUGCAUUGUUGGGGAAAAUGGGGCUGGUAAAACGACACUGCUAAAAUUGCUUCUUGGUGACUUACCGCCAACAAGUGGUUUCCGAAAUGCCAAUCGCCGCUUAAAAAUAGGGUACUUUUCGCAACAUCAUGUUGACCAGCUUGACAUGGAUAUAUCCGGCAUAGAAGUACUGGAGAAAAGAUUUCCCGGUAAAAAUCAAGAAGAAUACAGAGCUGCUCUUGGUCGGUUUGGACUCUCUGGUGAUUUAGCGCUGCAGUCGGUCGUAACUCUCUCUGGUGGACAGAAAUCUCGUCUCGCUUUUGCGAGCAUUGCUAUGUCGAAUCCUAAUUAUUUGAUCAUGGAUGAACCUACAAACCACCUGGAUGUAGAAACGGUUGAAGCAUUAGGUAGAGCGCUGAAUUCGUUUAAGGGAGGAGUACUGAUCGUUUCUCAUGACGAGAAACUUAUUGAUAUGGUCUGUAAAGAACUAUGGGUAGUCAAAGAUCGCUCUGUGAUAACAUUAGAAGGAGGUCUAGAAGAAUAUAAGAAACAUGUUAUGACGCAGCUCGCCCUCUAA